CCACUGUUUAUAUUUUCAAUUCAUUCAUUACAUAGAUCAUGACCAAGACAAACACACUUGACCACUUUUUAACCAAUGUGGUUGAGAAGCCUCAAGUAUUCUUUGCUUCAAAUCAAAAGAUUGCAGAUAGUGCGAUACAAAUGGCCAAGCAUUUUUACGACAAUGUUAAAAAGGUUGAGCAAGUACAAUUCUCGCCAUUUACAGAAUUAUUGACCGAAGGUUUUGAUAACGAUCAAAUUUGGGAAGAAAUCGCCUCUCAAAACGAGCCUUUUUUGGAUUACGCAAAGACAGCUUUAAAGGCCCUCAACAAAAAACCCGCCAAAGAGUUCAGUGACGAAGAAGAAAGUGUUUCUGGUCAAUCCAUGGAUCUCGAUCAAAAUGUAGAGGAUGAGGAUGAGGACAUGGAGGAAUUAGAUCAAAGUGAAGAAGAAUUAGAUCAAAGUGAGCAAGAAUUAGAUCAAAGUGAGGACGAGGAUGAUCUCGAGGAAGAUAAUAUCGAAGAAAAUGCUGACCAGGACCUCGAGGAAGAAGAACUUGUUGAACCCAAAGAAACCAAGAAGAAGCCUACUUCAGAAGUCGACGAUCAAUUUUUCAACUUGGAUGAUUUCAAUAAAUGGACCGAGAAACAAGAAGAAUUAGACAUGAUGUCUGAUCGUGAGGACCAAGAUGAUGAAUUUGAUUUCGAUAAUGACAUGGGCGAGGAAGAGGAUUCUGAUGAAGAAAACGAUGAUGAUGAUGCUGCAGACUUGAACUAUAAUGAUUUCUAUGGUAACGAUGAAGAAAAGCCUGCAUUCAAGAAAUAUACACACAAGAAGAAGGAGUACGAGGAAGAAUUAGUUUCUUCUGAAGAAGAGGAGGAAGAGGAAGAAGAAGAGUUGGGAGAAGAUGUUCGUAAUGAAGCCUCUGUCCGUGAUCUCUUUGGUGUCGAUGAGGAUGAAGAAGAAACAGACGGUAAAGAGAAAUCUGCAUUCCAAAAACAACAAGACCGUCUUGCUGCACAAAUUGAAGAAUAUGAGGAUGAAAACGUCCAAGACAAGCAUUGGACUUUACGUGGUGAGGCUAACGCCAAGGCCAGACCUGUCAACAGUUUAUUGGAAGAAGAUCUUGAGUUCGAGCAUGCCAACAAGCCUGUUCCUGUUAUUACUGAAGAAUCCACAAACACUUUAGAAGACAUCAUCAAGAAGCGUAUUCUGGAUAAUAUGUUUGAUGACGUUGAGCGUAAAGUGGAUCCUAACUUGCGUCCUUUCGUUCCUUCUAGACGUGUUGAAAUCAGUGACGAAAAGGGUAAGAAGUCCUUGGCUGACAUGUAUGAAGAUGACUUUGUUAGAAAGCAAGCCGGUGCAGAACAGGUUGAUGCACGCGAUGAAGCUUUAGAAAAAGAUCAUGCUGAAAUUACUGAUUUAUUCAAAACAUUGUGUCAUAAGCUGGAUGCACUUUCCAACUUCCACUACACCCCCAAGGCACCUAAGCCUGAAAUGUCUAUUGUUAGUAACUCUGCUGCUAUCAGCAUGGAAGAAGUCACACCUGUUAACGUAUCUGAGUCCACUUUGUUGGCUCCUGAGGAAGUUUAUGAGAAGAAGCGUAAUGAUGUCAAGACUGCAGGUGAAAUGGAACAAGAUGAGCGUAAACGUUUGAGAGCUCAAAACAAGAAGCUCAAGAGAAAGGAACGUGCCAUCAAGGAAAGAGAAUUAAAGAUCAAACAGAAAUACAAUCCUCAAGUUGGACAAAGACAAGCAAAGACAAAGGCUGUCAAGGAAUUAUUGGGCCAAAAGAAUGUUACUGUUAUUGGCAAAGAUGGUCAACAAAAGACUACCUCAAAGGCUGUUACCUCUGCCUCUCUCUUCUAAAACAACAACAUUAUGUAUAUUUCCCCCCAUCCCCCCUUUUUUUACAACCAUUUAUAGAAAUAUUAUUUUCAAUUUUUUUUUAUUUAAUAUUAAAAAUAUUUAUACACCAAUAGUUCAUCAUAUUCGUUUUUUUUUUUUUUUUUUUUUUUUU
Molecule: messenger RNA, 1998 nt
Organism: Mucor mucedo
Lineage: Eukaryota; Fungi; Mucoromycota; Mucoromycetes; Mucorales; Mucoraceae
Product: U3 small nucleolar ribonucleoprotein complex, subunit Mpp10
Exons: 4
Coding region: 39-1847 (602 amino acids)
Biological process (GO): rRNA processing
Cellular component (GO): Mpp10 complex; nucleus; small-subunit processome
Source: RefSeq, a predicted model, not a curated record